Messenger RNA from Pelobates fuscus (common spadefoot toad), 2476 nucleotides. It is a transcript of the gene PEX14, whose product is annotated as peroxisomal biogenesis factor 14. The record is from RefSeq and is a predicted model, not a curated record. Gene Ontology annotation, molecular function: signaling receptor binding. Gene Ontology annotation, biological process: protein import into peroxisome matrix, docking. NCBI's taxonomy places the organism in Eukaryota, Metazoa, Chordata, Amphibia, Anura, Pelobatidae. Gene Ontology annotation, cellular component: peroxisomal importomer complex; peroxisomal membrane. The transcript is spliced from 9 exons. The coding region runs from base 48 to 1148 and encodes 366 amino acids.
UUGGCUCAGGCUGUGCGCUCGGGGUUUGACUGGUGAGGUCUGGGAAGAUGGCCUCCUCGGAUCAGGUUGAGCUGCCCGGCGGCCAGAGUGGUUCUUCUCUGGGGAAUGAGAAAGUGGUGCCACGCGAACCCCUGAUUGCUACAGCUGUGAAGUUUCUUCAAAACCCUCGGGUCCGUCAGAGUCCGGUAUCCACCAGGAAGGACUUCCUGAAAAGAAAAGGCUUAACGGAUGAGGAGAUUGAGUUGGCACUGCAGCAGUCUGGCACGGCACAUGAUGACCCUCAACCGCUGGCGGCCGCUGUUGGUGUCCCCCGUCAUGGUCCGCCUCCUCAACUGGCUGUGCAGCCGUACAAUCCCCCCGGCUCUCGCUGGAAGGAAUAUGGAGCUUUGGCCAUCAUUCUGGCAGGAAUUGCCUUUGGAUUCCACCAGCUUUAUAAGAGAUACCUGCUUCCACUGAUUAUCGGUGGCAAGGAGAGCCGCAAGCAGCUGCAGCGCAUCGAGACCUCCGUGUCAGAGAUGAGUGGCAGCCUCACGCAGACAGUGACUCAGCUCCAGACCACGCUGGCUGCAGUGCAGGAAUUGCUAUGCCAACAACAACUGAAGAUCCAGGAGCUUUCCCAGGAACUGGCAGCAUCUAAGGUAUCCAAUUCCACCAACACCAUCCUGGAAUCACAAAAUCUCCAAGAAUUAAAAUCUGAAAUUUACUCACUGAAGGGACUGCUCCUGAACAGGAGGCAGUUUCCUCCGUCUCCGUCUGCACCAAAGAUCCCCUCUUGGCAGAUUUCUGUGAAACCACCAACCCUUUCCGGCUCGGCUGUCCUGAACCACAACAGCAGCAGCGACAUAUCCCCAGUCAGCAACGAGUCCGGCUCUUCUUCCCCAGCAAAGGAGAUUCACAGUCCCGACGGAUCCAAUAUCAACUCUCACCAUAUGGGUCCCAAUGGAGAGGAAGAGCCAGAGAUCGACGUGCAGACUCAAGUACGUAUGGAAGUGCAAGGAGAAGAGGAGGAAGAGGAAGAUGUUGGCCGGGCUGAUGAAGAGGAUCACAUUACAGUCCAGACUGAAGACCGAAGAGGAGGGGAUGGACAAAUCAACGAGCAAGUAGAGAAAUUGCGUCGACCUGAAGGUGCCAGCAAUGAAAAGGACUAAACGAAAUGCCAGUUAUUCAUCCAAGUCGCUGUUCAGUCUCUCACCUUCCUAACACCUUUUGGGAUUACCCCCCUGGAGUUGUAACAACGCAAAACUUGGCGAGACCUCUUGCGAUUAAGAUAGUCAAGACGUUUGCAGCAAAAUAGAUCUUCUCAUAUUGGCAUAUAGUGCCGUGAAAGCUACUGUGCAUCGCACUGUCUAUCUUGUGUCUGCACAAUAAUCUCUAAGUGUUUGUAAAUAGCAAGGGGUCAGUAUGAUUUCCUUUCAACACCUUCAGUUAUUUCCUACCAGUUCCCUCGAAAUCCUUGACACGAGGUCUACCUCGAGCAAGGAAACACGACAAUACAAGGGAGGAGGAUGUUGCACAUUGUAUACAAUAUCCUUAAUUACCGGCCUGCCCUCUCCUUUCUGAACUAGAGAUCAAAGAGAAAACACAAUGAUUCCAGUAAUUAAUGAAUGAAAAUCAAUCUUUAACUUAAUGUUGUAAGCACGCUAAAGUGAUGUCUUUUGACCUGGAAUUCACACUCUGCAUAACGCAGGCCACGAGCCGUAGACUGGCUGUCCAUGUUUAUCCAGGAACUUUUGCAGGAGUGUCCAAAGCAGAGUCCCACAUUUUCUAAAUCCAGUCGAGAACACAAUGUGCACCUAGUAUUAUAGAUAUUGCCAGCUGCUUUACAAACUGCUCCCUGUAUUCAGACCCACUGCUGAUCCUUCACGGAAGAUCAUUUACUACAUCCCUGCUCCUCAAUUAACGCAAAAUCUCACUUUCCCAUGCAUUGUCUGUCACACCGAACACUACCACGUAUGUCUUGUCUAAGUGUUAAUUCUCAUAUUGCAGGCAGGGGUCCAAACUUGCUUUAUGGUCCUGCUGAUUCGGGAGUUCUCCUGCAUCACCUAAUAGCGGGCAGUUGGGUUCCAUUGGUGACCGUGACAAGAUUGCAGUUUAUUGAAUCCACAUAAUUCAAAUAGUUUGGAAAACACAAAAGUAUUUCUGAACGUGAAAUAAUACAGACAGUCUGAGAUGGUGGUAAUAUGAAGCCCCCGUUUGGCAUUCAGAGUGCUAAUGAGCUAGAAUAAAGAUUACGUUGUGGCAAAUCACCUUCUGAUUUAAAAUAACAGAAAUGUUUGAAAUUCCAGAUUUUUGUUGCAGAAUCCGAUUUGUCGCUGACUGUUUUUCCUGAAAGAAAUCCCUUCCAUCCUGAUUUGAGUGCAGAGCAGAAGAUCAUUCAUUUUAUUAAACAACUGUGCGGGUUAGUGUCCUAUUGUAUAGAUUUCCAAAAAACCUCUAAUUGUACAUAAUUGUAAUAAAGCAGAGUUACGCUAUUUAA